AUGACUGUAGCAGACUAUGAAAAAUUAAUCCCAUCAGUGUAUUUGAUGAUAAGUCCAAAUAAAUCUAAUGAUGAGCUGCGAACAGAAAAGUUAGCGAUUUUUGUACAUCCCCAAUGGUCUCUUGGCACAUCUUCGCUUACGCAUAUGCAAGACUUGAAAAGCUUUAUUUCGAAUUCUCAAUAUAAUGAUGUGCUGAAAACAAAUGGAAUGGUCCGACCAAUAUGGAUUUUAUUGGUAGACGGAGAGCUGGAUGAGAAUCCUAAACACUUAAAAAAUAUCAAAGCCUAUU
Messenger RNA from Funneliformis geosporum, 289 nucleotides. The record is from the annotation of a GenBank genome assembly. Lineage: Eukaryota; Fungi; Glomeromycota; Glomeromycetes; Glomerales; Glomeraceae.